Molecule: messenger RNA, 789 nt
Organism: Entamoeba dispar SAW760
Lineage: Eukaryota; Evosea; Mastigamoebida; Endamoebidae
Exons: 1
Biological process (GO): regulation of GTPase activity; signal transduction
Cellular component (GO): cytoplasm
Source: RefSeq, a predicted model, not a curated record
AUGACUGAGAAGUGUAAUUUCCCAUCAAUUAAUGCAAUUAAUAAAUCAGUUCAAAGAAGAUUACCACACUGUCAAUAUGUUGGAGUUUAUAAAAGAAGAAAGUUUGAAGAGAAAAAGAUAAGUAUUAUAACAAAUAAAUUAAAAGGAAGAGUUUUAACCAUUGGAACAAAAGAAAUUGAAUUAGAGAGGAGUGUAUUAACAUUAGAUUUAAAUGAAGAUCAUAUUGAAGAAGAAGAUGCUUUAUUAUGUUUUCGGAUUAUAUCAAAUAAAAAUUAUAUUUUAAAAUUUGAUAAUUGUGAAGACUAUGUAUAUUGGAUGGAACAAAUAGCUGAACUAGCUACAGUAUGGGGAAUGUAUGGAAUUCCUUUAAAAAGUGCUAUAAAAAAGUCACAAUGGAGAGUUCCACUUCCUAUAUUCAGAGCAAUGCAAUACUUAGAAGAACAUAAAGGAGAUGAAUAUGUUGGUAUUUUUCGGAUGAGUGGUAGUACAACAGAAAUGAAGAAAAUUAGAACACAAGUUGAUGGAGAAAAAGAUAUUGAUCCAAUGGAUUUUUGUGAUUGUGUUUUAGCUGCAUCAGUGAUUAAAGAUUAUUUAAGACUAUUACCAAAUCCACUUAUUCCAUAUAAUUUAUAUGAAGAAUUUAUUGAAUUAAGAAAUAACCAUCUUGGUCAUCAAUUUGUAAUUGACUUACCACUAGAAAAUCAAAAUACAUUAUGGUAUAUUUUCUCAUUUCUUCGUCGUGUUUUAGAACAACAAAAUAUUAAUAAAAUGAAUAUUGUUAGUAUAGCA